Molecule: messenger RNA, 3804 nt
Organism: Triticum turgidum subsp. durum (durum wheat)
Lineage: Eukaryota; Viridiplantae; Streptophyta; Magnoliopsida; Poales; Poaceae
Source: the annotation of a GenBank genome assembly
AUGGACGGCGUCCGGAGCUUAGCACAGUCCCUGGGAGCCGAAGAUGGCGGCCGGAGCAACCUUUUCCGCACGCUUGGCCCGGCGCUCUUCAUCUCGAUUGGGUACAUCGACCUCGGCAAGUGGGUCACCACCGUGGACGCCGGCUCUCGCUUCGGCUAUGAUCUCGUGCUGCUCGUGCUGCUCUUCAACUUCUCCGCCGUCCUCUGCCAGUACCUCUCCAUAUGCAUCGGCAUGGUCACUACCAAGAAUCUUGCCCAGAUAUGCGUCCAGGAGUACAGUCAGCCAAUAUGUGUUGGCCUUGGUGUUCAGGCAUUGCUGUCCUUGUUAACUGCAGAGAUUACCAUGAUAUCAGGCAUUGCAAUGGGGUUUAACCUUGUAUUCGAGUACGAUGACCUUGUCACAGGCAUAUGGUUUGCAAGCUUUGCAGUUAAUCUACUACCAUAUGCGAUCUCCCAUCUGGUAAUUUUAAUAAAAACUGCAUCUCGUACAAGGAACCUUCUCAAAUUCUUACGUGCGCUUGGCUCCUGCUUCUGCCCAUUACAGGACAAGAAGAUGGCUGGAAUAUUCAAUGCCUGCAUAGCAGGUCUCGCACUUGUUUGUUUCGUGCUUGGUUUAUUGGUCAGUCAACCAAGAGUUCCUCUCGAUAUGGAUGUGAUGUUCCCCAAGUUGAGUGGUGAAAGUGCCUACUCGCUCAUGGCACUUCUGGGUGGAAAUGUAAUAGCGCACAACUUCUAUGUUCAUUCAUCAUUUGUACAGGCUCAAAGAAGAUCCCCUGUUACACUUGGGGCCUUAUUUCAUGACCACCUUGUUUCGAUCUUAUUUAUUUUUUCUGGGGUUUUUCUUGUGAACUAUGUUCUGAUAAGCUCAGCAGCAGUUGGAUCCGGUGAUACACUGCUCCUGACCUUUCAAGAUGUUGUAGAGCUAAUGAACCAGAUAUUCAUGAAUCCUGCAGCGCCGCUUGUGUUCUUAAUGGUUCUUCUCCUUUCGAGCCACAUCGUCUCACUGUCAUCUAUUAUUGGUAGCCAUGCAAUUGUAGAGAAUUUCUUUGGUAUAAACCUUUCUCUUUCGGCACAUCAUCUGCUACUCAAGGUUUUUGCCAUGAUUCCUACAAUCUACUAUGCAAAGGUUGCGGGCUCAGAAGCGAUAUAUCAGUUAAUUAUCAUCUGUCCAGUCAUCCAGGCUAUGCUCCUUCCUGCGUCUGUUAUACCUGUUUUCCGGGUUGCUUCCUCAAGAUCAAUAAUGGGCAACUACAGAAUAUCUUCAUCUGUUGAAAUAUUGGCCUUUCUCGCAUUUCUUCUCAUGCUAUUUACAAACAUCAUUUUCAAGGCAGAAAUCCUGUUUGGUGAUAGCACCUGGACAAACAGCAUGAAAGGGAACACCGGGAGCCCUGUUGUACUUCCAUAUACUCUUAUCGUCCUAAUUUCAUGUUCAUGUCUUCUGUUUACACUGUUUCUGGCUGUUACUCCACUGAAGUCUGCAAGUAAUGAAGCUGAAACUCUGGAGUUCUCUAUGCACUCUCAGAGAGAACCAUUGGGCAGUACUCACCAUAGAGAAGAUGUUUUUCUGGAAGAUGUUGCCCAUGAAGAAGUUCAAAGGUCUUCUACUGAUGCUAUUCUCAGGGAUCCAAUGGAAAGUCAUCAAAGUCAUCAGAAAUCAGCUUUGGAGCAUACUGAAAGUUCUGACACCACUGUAGAGUCUGAUCCUGACAGUCAACAAUCAACUGCUUAUGCAGUGAGUACUCCUAAAGCUCAACCCUCACCACCUGUCUACCAUGAAGAGCCAAAACCAGUUUGUGUGGCUGACUGGACAGAGUCGGUACCAAAGGUUUCUACAGCCAGUGAAGUAGAACAUAUUCAUGCAGAGAACAUCAAACGGAAGAGCGCAACUGAAAAAGAUGUUGAAGUAGUAGCAGAAGUUUGCAGGGACAAGGAUAGUGUUGCCUCACAUAAUUUGGAACAUGAGAAGUCUGCUGGAGGCAGAGCACCUUCCAAUCCUGAUGGUCCACCAUCUCUUACUUUCAGCAGGGGAAAAGACUCUGAUGCUGGCAGUGGCAGCCUCUCGACACAGUCUGGUUUGGGCCGUGCUGCAAGGAAGCAGUUAGCAGCACAUCUUGACGAGUUCUGGGGGCAUCUUUUUGAUUAUCAUGGUAAGCUUACACAAGAUGCUAAUGAAAAAAGGUAUAACUUUUUGCUCGGACUGGACUUGAGAGCAGCUAAUUCUGCUGUGAGGGCUGAUAACCAAACCAUUGAAGCUUCAAAGAGCCCCUUGAUGAGAGAUGCGCUGCGAGCAUCAGCUACCUCACUGAACUCGUGGGACUCGAUGUCCCGUGAUAAGGAUAUCCGUAGUCUAGACUGGAGUUCUGGGCAUCAGAUGGGUCCAAUGGGUUCAUCCAACUGGUCUCAGAACAUGAAUUCACCAUAUACAGACAUUUUGAGUUCAAGCAGCAGCUUACUUGAGCAAAAUCCAAAAUACUAUUCAAAUUUCAAUAUGCCAUCUUACUCUGAUAAUCAGUUCUAUCAGCCUGCUACUAUUCAUGGAUAUCAGCUGGCAUAUUUGAGAGGGAUGAAUGCAAGUAGAAAUCAGCACUCUAACAUCCCCCUGGAUCCAAGACGGGUUCCUAGGUUAUCUGAACAUUCUUUUCCUAACUAUGCUGAUCCUGUUAUGCAUGCCCGCAACCAAAAUUUACGGGGUUCAUUGGGAGCUAACUCUCCACAAAGCCCAGCAAUGAAUCGCUUCAAUGCAACGGUCGAGAGACCUUAUUAUGAUUCUACCUCUGUUGAUGAAAGUGAAAGUGUUGGCUCACCUGGAUACUCAAAGAAGUAUCACAGUUCACCUGACAUAUCUGCAGUAAUUGCUGCAAGCAGAAAGGCUGCGUUGAACGAAGCAAAUUUUGGUGGUGCUGCCGGAAAUCAAGCAUACCCAAGUAAGCUGGCAUCUGAGAGAUCACAAUAUGUGGAGUCGGCAGCCAGGUCCAAAGCCCAAAUUGCAUUUAAUGAGCGCUCACAACAUAAUCUCCAAAGAGAUGUCCUUUCUAUGCAGUUGGGUAUGAACCCCAACAAUAAAUCCCUUUGGGCCCAACAACCGUUUGAACAGCUGUUUGGUAUGUCAAGUGCAGAAUUGAAUAAGAGCGAGGUGAACACUGGCCAGAGAUCAAGUGGCAUGACAAAGGAUGAUUCCUCUUACACAGAGUGUGAGGCAGAGCUUCUUCAAUGUCUUAGGCUCUGCAUCAUGAAUAUCUUGAAACUGGAAGGAUCAGGAGGGCUCUUUAGGCAAAAUGGUGGUUGUGAUGAAAAUUUAAUUGAUCAAGUUGCAGCAGCUGAGAGACUUUCACAAGAAACAACUGAGAAUCUGUUGUCGGCUGAUCUUCUGCGCAUGCGCGGUUGUGGUGAAACCUGCGUUUGGCAGGCUACCCUGGUUGUUAGUUUUGGUGUCUGGUGUAUCCGCCGGGUACUGGAUCUUUCCCUUGUGGAAAGUAGACCGGAACUUUGGGGGAAGUACACAUAUGUUCUGAACCGUCUUCAGGGAAUCAUUGAACCCGCCUUUUCCAAGCCCCGGAAACCUCUCACCGGGUGCGCAUGCCUUCAGAUAACAGGCCCGGGUGCCAGGCCCAUUUCUGGCACCUUCACCACUUCAGCUGCCAUCUUGGAGACGAUCAGGGACGUGGAAGUAGCUAUCUGUGGACGCAAGGGUCGAAGCGGAACAGCCGCAGGAGACGUAGCUUUUCCUAAAGGGAAGGAGAACCUGGCUUCAGUUCUCAAGCGGUACAAGCGUAGGCUGUCGAGCAAGCCGUCUGCUGGGCAGUAG